Phytophthora sojae is the source of this 432-nucleotide messenger RNA. RefSeq lists its product as hypothetical. The transcript is spliced from 2 exons. The annotation marks the transcript as partial. Lineage: Eukaryota; Oomycota; Peronosporomycetes; Peronosporales; Peronosporaceae. The record is from RefSeq and is a predicted model, not a curated record.
GUCGUCGUCAAGUUCAAGCCGCAGCUCAAACUCUCCGGAACAUGCCACCCGUACCCGGCAGUUGACACGAACGGAGAUAUCAAUGCUGGCAUGAAACCUUCCUGGGGCAUCUUCGACAGGUGCGACGGAUCCGACUUGGGCUAUGGUAUGGGCCAUUCCAAUGUGUGGGAGUACGCCAUCAUCUGGAUCGACAACCCGGACCUGGAAAGCCCCACGAUCAAGAGUGUGACCCUGCAAUCGGAUGAAGAUACAACAGAGAAGCACGCCCCCGUGGACUCCAAAUACAUUGACGGCACCAGCUUCCGAGUCAACUUCGCUUACGGCGACAACGAAACAGGGAGGCUACCAGGAUCUGAUUACCUGGGAGCAACUCCCAGAAGAGGCGAGGACAGCUCUGAACAGCACUUUCGACUUUUCACCACUGUCCGAUAG